Messenger RNA from Zalophus californianus (California sea lion), 4074 nucleotides. RefSeq names its product MAP6 domain containing 1 (gene MAP6D1). Gene Ontology annotation, molecular function: microtubule binding; calmodulin binding. The record is from RefSeq and is a predicted model, not a curated record. NCBI's taxonomy places the organism in Eukaryota, Metazoa, Chordata, Mammalia, Carnivora, Otariidae. The coding region runs from base 50 to 625 and encodes 191 amino acids. The transcript is spliced from 3 exons. Gene Ontology annotation, cellular component: cis-Golgi network; Golgi-associated vesicle; microtubule. Gene Ontology annotation, biological process: regulation of microtubule cytoskeleton organization; cytoskeleton-dependent intracellular transport; microtubule cytoskeleton organization.
GGUGCGGCCCGGAGCGCCGGGAGCCGAGCGGCGGGCACCGGGGGCCGGCAUGGCGUGGCCCUGCAUCAGCCGACUCUGCUGCCUGGCGCGGCGCUGGAACCAGCUGGACCGCUCCGACGUGGCAGUGCCGCUGACCCUGCACAGCUACUCGGACCUCGAGAGCGAGGAGCCCGGCCCAGGGGGCGCCGCUUGCCGCAGGGGCCCGUCCCCUGCAGGCGCCCGGGACCCCGGCCGGGACGUGCCGCUCACUCAGUACCAGCGGGACUUCGGCGUGUGGACGGCGCCCGCGGGGCCCAGAGAUGCUCCGCAGGGGCGCGGGUCGGGUGCGGGCGGCCGCAGGAACAAGCCCCCCGCGGCCCCCGGCCGGGGUGUCUACGUGCUCCCCAUUGGCGACGCGGACUCGGCUGCGGUGACCACGUCUUACAGACAGGAGUUCCAGGCCUGGACCGGAGUGAAGCCGCCGAGAUCCACAAAGGCAAGACCCACCACAGUCCUCACAACCCACAGCUCCGGAUGGGACAGCAGCCCUGGGGGCAGCUUCCAGGCCCCUGAGGGGAGGAAGAAGUUCACCCCUAACCCAUCAGCCAUCUUUCAGGCUUCAGCUCCCCGGAUCCUCAACGUAUGACCGGCCACAGCGGAGUCAGAACCCACCGCCGCCAAGACGGGCUGUCCUCGGCCGCUCAGGGACUGGGGUGAGAUCCUGGGGCUGGCCCUCUGCUGUCUGAGGGGAAGGGCCGUGGGCGCCACUCCUCCCCGGCUGCCCCCCGGGGCUGUGGGCCUGGCGCGGAUGGACACUGGCACCACCCAGCUCGGCUUUGGGCCUCCACCACCCUCUCGUUCCCCAACGACAGAAGGCUUCACAUCUUUUUUUAAUUGCCUCUCUUGGCCACCCUUCAGUUUUUAAAUCUGAAGAACUUAAGGAUCAAUUCUGUUGUAAACUGAUUCGGUCUGUGCCGGCUGAGGAAUAUGGACAUAACAGGUGCUUGAAAGAACCAGUCAUGUCCACCUGGCUGUCUUCCCAGGCCGCAUGAGAACUUUGUAACCUAUGGCAACCCAAGGGACUGUCCUUGGAGAUGCCUACAAAUGGCCCCACACAUUCAGGUUGAAGAAAUCUUGGGUUAUCCCCUGCAUGUGACUCAUGGUGAUGUCGAGUAACUAGGAUGUCGUUUCCAAAGAAUAUCAAUCAUAGGGUUUCAAUUUCAAAGACAUAAUUUAGGGCCCAGGUGACCCUAUCCUUGUGUUUUAACAAAUGGCUUCGUGUGGAGUGCUUUAAGUACUGAAUGAAUGACACCUGUAGGUUUCUGAGCCCCACAUUUUAUUACUAAUUCCAGUUUUUUCCCUUACAGUUGACGACUAGAAGGGAACACCAUACACACUGGCAAAGAACUGGGAGCUCUUUUGGGACGAAGUGGCCUUAGCCUCAUUCCCUGACUUUAGCCCGUUCUCUACACCUAGAUGACUCCCACCCUGCUCCGUCACUCCGAGUGGGGCGAGCUCACUGUGAGGAGGCAGCUGUCGGCUUCAGGAAGCUGCCUCCUUUGCCGGGAAGUCCCAGCCCACGUGGCCACACGAAGCGAGCCUGGCCCCGUUUGCACAGCCGGCGGUCAGACAUGUGAAGGAGUUUCUGUCCCCUCUUGGAGAUUAGGGGCACAAGCUAAGGGCAGUACUUGGUAAGGAAACUCAGGGAUUUCCCUGUGGCGCCUCCUCCCUGUGCAGCCCUCGCGUGCUGUCUGGCGAGCGUUUAAGCCGUUUCCCAGCCCCUCAGACGUGGAGCGGGGCUGGUCCCUCGGAGGGCUGGCUCUGGCUGGCACAGCCUUCCUCUUCAGUGCAGCAAAGCAACUGCUCGGAAUCAUUUUAAAGGCAGAACCCCAACCAUGUGCUUACACAAAGGGUUCUGUUAUUUCAGACUUCAUUGUUAGAUGUUUCUAAGAGGAGAGAGACUGCCUGCUGCUGUGCAUUCUGUGGGAAAUGAACAGAUGAACCGUACAAUCUUAGAUUUUACUAAAAUGCAAAAGCGCACUGUUACAAUUUCUUAGCUUAUUUAAUUAUAAACCUGGAGCACCUUCUCAUACAUCUUUAUCCUCCCCUGGACUUUGGUGGAUCAAGGCUAUUACUGGUUGCCCCUUGGAGGCUGACAAAUCCCAAGGGCUCUCCCUCUGGACUGCCACCCACAUUGGUGUCGUAUGCAAUAGUCACAGGACACACAAACCUCCCCUCUUUCACGUGUACCACCCCUCUGCACCCCCAAGGCUAGGGUGAAAAGACCAUCUCUGAAGCUAGUCUUGGGCUUAAAUCCUGACUUUUCUACUCACUAGCUGCGAGCAGUUUCAGCUUCCAUUUCCUUAUCUGCAGAGUAAGAGUGGCUAAGAGAGUUCCUGUUUAUGGGCAGGGUGCUUAUUAGUACAGUGAAUGGCCAACAGAACACAGACGUGACGGUUGUCCCUUCCUGCCCAGGCCAGAGAGCCAGCUCUGUUCUCCUUUGCAGCUUUGGCCCAUCUGAUGCCAGUGACACAGUCCCUCCCCUUAGACGCUGCCCGUGUCACCCUUCCCUCCCCCACAGCGUGCAGACCAGACCGAAAGCUGUAUCUCAGCCCGAUACCACAGGCCUGCCUUUCCCAGCAGCCUUGGCACCUCAGCAGUGCGAGCACCCCUGCCUCACCUGGCCUGUCUCUGAAGGCAGACUGCUUGCCCAAGAGCCUUUUUGGAAUGCACCAGAACAGACAGCUUUCCACAAAACCCCCAACUCAAUAAUCCUCUUUACCAGGCUUCAUUAUUAAGAGACUGGCGUUCUGAAGAAGGAACUUCCACCUACUCUAGGUCUUAGUAAAGCCUAACAUCAUGUCACUGGAGUGGCCUUCCAAAGCAAUGGGACAAUAGUCUCAAGUGUGUGGUACCAACCCACAUACGUAAUACACAUACAUAUAAAAUAGACGGAGAGGAAAAUGCAGCGCAUACUAACGGUGGUUAUCUUUGGGAAGGGGAAUUACGGGUAACUUUAAAUUUUUUACACCUUACUAUAUUUGCUAAAGUUUCUAUAUAAUAAGCAUUUUUGUAUUAAUUCUGUAAAGAGUAAUGUUUUUAAAAUAAAAAGUUCAACCUGUUAGUGAAUCUUGGCCAAAAGAAAGUGUUCGGUAUCAGUGAUUCCACAACCAGUGUUUGUUAGCCCUGCCAACAGCCGCCUUGAGGAUGCAGCGUGAGGCCCAAGUGGAGGGGCGCCCCAAAGUCCUCCCCCACGGUCACUGAGACCAAGGUCCCACCUCUGUGCCCCACGGUGCUUCAAAGCUCGGAAAAACCCAGCGCAAGUGGGACUACUUUCCUAGCUGUACCAACAACCAGGAUUUUAGGCCAAACUCCAAAAGCAGCUUUUGAAAAACUGUGAUUCUGCAGCCCACGCCGGGCAGACAGGGAACCUCCCCUUUAGUGGGGUCAAGUCCGCCAGCGCUGUUCACACAGGCUUCAGUCAGUCAGAGGGAGUCCCCAGCUGAGGAACUGCCUGUGACAUCAAUCUCUGUCCUGUGGCUCCAGUCAAAACUGUGGCUGAGGUCAACAUUCAGGAAAGGAGCCUAAGCAACCACCCCUAUUCUUCUUCCUCCGGACACUUCAGUUCCCUAAAGGCUGCGAAGCCUGGUCCCGAGAAGGCUACGGACCUGGACUCUCUCAUGAUGCCUCUGCCCUGCAGAACUUCCUGCCUUUGAAGAACCAAAGCUUUCAAAGCCCUUAGUCUUGUUAAGGGGGCUGUAAAAAGUGGUUAUUUCUGCAAUGUUUCUGCAUCUUUGGUCAUUUUUGUUUUUAGCUGUUCUAGCAGAUGGUCACGGCAGGACUGUGGCACAGGAGUAACUUCUUCCAGACCUCAGCAUAGACCAGUUCCAGCUCUCCGGACAGACCGGUGUGCUUUGUCAGACAACAGGAGUGGUUUCCCUCCUUGCCUUGACUUUGAGGAGGCUCCGAGCUCCAUUAGGUAGUUUUCCUUUGCCCCAAGCUGUCAGAAAUCCUUAUUUCCUGGGUCAACGUGCAUCUUCCAAAAUCUUUUUCGGACUUUUAUGUAACUGUAAUCCUUUAUCUUGCAUAGCUGCA